Messenger RNA from Paracoccidioides brasiliensis Pb18, 717 nucleotides. RefSeq lists its product as uncharacterized. The transcript has 2 exons. The coding region runs from base 1 to 717 and encodes 238 amino acids. The record is from RefSeq and is a predicted model, not a curated record.
AUGAAUCCAAGAUCUCAAGGUUCCGUGCCUAAAGUCACAAAUACACAGGAUGCAUCGUCCCCCACCCCAUCAUCAAAUCCGAGUCCUAUAAUAUCACCGCUUAUUAGCCUACCUUCGUCAUCCACAGGUUCUCAUUCACCAAGCCCACGACUUCCUGAAAGUGAUACAGAUCAGCUUCCUCCACCUCCGCGGACACCGAUGGCCUGGAUGUGGAAAUGUCACUUGUGUUGUUCCAAAUACCCGCUUGGGGUGACUAGUCGCUGUCUCAUCGAUGGGCACUGCUAUUGCUCCGGACGCCCCACAGACAGGAAUAAACAGCAAGGGCAGAUAUCAUGUACAUCUAAUUUUGAUUAUGUCGGCUGGAAAUCGAUGGUCGGUUGGCAGAAACAGGUAAGGCGUGCGUCUGAUAAUGAGGGGAUUCGGGAGCACGGAUGUUGGGCAGACUGUACAUUCCCAACUUCGUGUCGACAUACCCUGCGGUUCUUGAAGUUAAGAUGUCCGCGGGUAGUCGAAAAGAACCAUAAUGGCUGUAGCGAUGAAGCAACUUCGCGUAUGCAGAGCGAUACUGCCCCUGCAUCAUCUUUCCUUUCGGGAAGUGAGGCAGAGAAUAAAGAUAGAACAAGAGCGAAAAGACCAUUGCCAGAGGCAGAGGAUUCCCCUUCAGAUGCUCCAUCUCGACAACGUCGAAAACUCACCAAAGACGAGCAACAGCCCUAA